AUGUUCCACCUGCGACGCCCUGUUAGCGGCCUCCUCGUCGCCGCGCGCCGCCUCGGUCCCCGGCCGGGGCCUGCACCGCCGGCGGCCCGCCGGACCUUUGUCAACGAGGCCCUGACACCGCUCGUCGACGCCACGGCGCACGUCUUCACGGCGCUCCACCACGGCGCCGGCGUCCCCUGGUUCCUGACCAUCCCUCUCGUCGCGCUCGGCAUCAACGCCGCCGUGCGCCUGCCCAUGCAGCUGUACAUGCAGUCGCUCGACCGCCGCCGCAACGCCAUCAAGCCGCUGCUCAUCGCCUGGUCCAACCGUCAUGCGAGCCGGCCGUUUGCCGGGCCACCGGGGCGCAGGAACGCGCACAUUGCGCGCGAGACGGACAGGUCGCGCAAGCGCCUCUUCAGGGCGUGGGGCGUGCCCCUGUGGAAGCAGUUCAUCCCCUUGUCGUCGAUGCUCCCAUUUGUCGUCGUCUCCGAGGCUCUGAGGCGGUUGUCUGGCGUGUCCAUGUUUGACACGGCCGCGGCGGACGGCGCCGGCGAGGUGGUGGCGCGCAUGUCGUCGACGGUCGUGGAUCCGUCCCUGCACACUGGUGGCUGUCUGUGGUUCACGGAUCUCAUGGCCUCUGAUGCCGUGCUAGGCCUGCCGAUCAUCUGCUCUGGACUCCUGGCGGCCAACAUCCUCAGCCGUAUGAGUCUACAGCAGUGGAGGGCUGCACUCAUCGAACGACCAGCUUACGAGACAAGGUCCCAAGGGCUCCUGCGCGGGUUGGUUCGACUGGGCAUUUUCCUACCACUUAUUCCCCUUUGCGUUACGCACUUGCCCGCCUCGGUUUUUCUAUAUUGGGCCGCAAAUUUUGCAUUGCAGCUUGUCAAUGUGAAUCUGGUCCGGAAGAUUCUUCCGGAACGAGAGAAGCUACUAAACUGGAAGCCUAUCCAACCCAAGAUCAUCUCAUAUGUCAAAAGACCGCAUCUCGAUACACCUCCAAAGAAACAAGUGUACAAUAAAAAUGUAUAA
This is a messenger RNA of Cordyceps militaris CM01, 1008 nucleotides long. Its product is annotated as mitochondrial export translocase Oxa2. The coding region runs from base 1 to 1008 and encodes 335 amino acids. Lineage: Eukaryota; Fungi; Ascomycota; Sordariomycetes; Hypocreales; Cordycipitaceae. Gene Ontology annotation, cellular component: mitochondrial inner membrane. The record is from RefSeq and is a predicted model, not a curated record. The transcript has a single exon. Gene Ontology annotation, biological process: protein insertion into mitochondrial inner membrane from matrix; mitochondrial respiratory chain complex IV assembly. Gene Ontology annotation, molecular function: membrane insertase activity.